Messenger RNA from Hemiscyllium ocellatum (epaulette shark), 5026 nucleotides. RefSeq names its product V-type proton ATPase subunit E 1-like. NCBI's taxonomy places the organism in Eukaryota, Metazoa, Chordata, Chondrichthyes, Orectolobiformes, Hemiscylliidae. The record is from RefSeq and is a predicted model, not a curated record. Gene Ontology annotation, biological process: proton transmembrane transport. Bases 254 to 934 code for a protein of 226 amino acids. Gene Ontology annotation, molecular function: proton-transporting ATPase activity, rotational mechanism. Gene Ontology annotation, cellular component: proton-transporting two-sector ATPase complex, catalytic domain. The transcript is spliced from 9 exons.
UCGCCUCCCGGCCCCGCCUCCUUCGCUGUGUCAGGUGACUGUGUACAGCUGCAGGAGUCUGCUGUUGACGGUCGGUGCCCAGCUGUCAGCUGAGUUUUAAUCCAUCUAACGGGACGAACGUUAGAGGACUCUCCCCGGUGAGCUUCGAGGAGUCGGGCCACCUACCAAGAUUUUUCCCCUUACCUAGUCGCUGUAGAGUUUGAUUUUUGUUUUUGCUGCUUCUCCCUCGAAGACACACGAACGUGCGACGACAAUGGCGCUGAGCGACGCCGAUGUGCAGAAACAGAUCAAACACAUGAUGGCCUUCAUUGAGCAAGAGGCCAAUGAGAAAGCAGAAGAAAUAGAUGCAAAGGCAGAAGAGGAGUUUAACAUCGAAAAGGGCCGCCUUGUACAGACACAGAGGUUAAAGAUCAUGGAAUAUUAUGAAAAGAAGGAAAAGCAAAUUGAGCAGCAGAAGAAAAUUCAAAUGUCUAACUUGCAGAACCAGGCUAGAUUGAAGGUCCUCAAAGCCAGAGAUGAUCUCAUUUCGGAUCUGUUGAAUGAAGCCAGGCAGAGACUAGGCAGAGGGGCAAAAGAUCCUACAAGAUACCAAACACUUCUGGAUGGACUGAUACUGCAGGGCUUUUACCAACUGUUGGAACCUAUGGUGAUUAUUCGAUGUCGCAAGCAAGAUACUGCUGUAGUUAAGGCCUCCAUCAACAAGAAUGUUCCCAUUUACAAGAACAGUAUAAAUAAAGAUAUUGAUGUUCACAUUGACCAGGAAAAUUUUCUGCCUGAAGACAUUGCUGGAGGUGUUGAAAUGUAUGAUUGUACAGGAAAAAUAAAAGUUUCCAAUACCUUGGAGAGUAGGUUGGACCUCAUUGCACAGCAAAUGAUGCCAAAUAUCAGAGUGGCUUUGUUUGGUCCCAAUCAAAACCGGAAGUUCUUGGACUAAAUUCUGUGCUUUAGAUCUGCUAUUGUAUCCUAACACACCAUAAUAAAAAGAUGUAAAAGUUACAGGCAUAAUUUAAAAAAAAAUCCAUUGUACUUGCUGUUCUGUGGUGUUGUAUCUAAACUAUGUUUCAUUUGGUUGUGUCUGUAUGUAACUAAGGGAAAUUGCCAAAAGGCAUUGGGAGAUCACUGGGCUUAUUGAGGAACUCCAGAUUGUUCAAGACAGUUGGUUUUUUUUUGUAUAAAUAUUUUUCUUCCCAAAUGUGAUCAAAGCUUGAGGUAUUUUUUUGUCGCACAAGUAUCAAUCAUUGCAGCGCACAGGUGACUUCCCAAAAUGUAGAACAAGUGAAAAAUAAAGAAAAUAUUAAUUCUAGUGUUGCUGAUAAGUCAGUCCUGUACUAUUUAAUUGCAUUGUUUUCAGGUACUGUAUGUGUAUAUAUGGUUCUGAAAUAAACAUCUUUUGCUGGAUCUUGUAUCUUUGAUUGCAAUCAUGAAAUAACCAAAUUUGAGUUAUGUUUUCAAUUUAAAUGUUUUGAACUUUAUGCAAUGUUAAUUUUAAUCUGUUAUGGUAAUGGUAACCUUGGGCAUUAAAAGAAUGCCAACUGCAUGCCAACUUAAAGCAUUUACAGGUAUGUUUUUGCUUUUUUGACAUUCACAUUCUUUACUGAUAUGUCUUUGAAUUUCUCCACCUUUUUACAGUAUGUUCAGCUUGAGUUGUUUCUAAACUUUGAGCUAUUGCCUAUUUGUUGUACUGUGAUUUUAUUUUUAAAAAUAUCAGCUUAUGAAAAGACAUUUGUGAAUUUUUGCAGGCCACUUUCAGCACAUAGCGGGUUCUUGUUUUAUGUUAAAUUGUCUUACUUAAUACUGUAUCACUUUGCUUGAACAUAGUUUUAUUUAUAGGACUUGCUGCUUCACAUUGCACUGUCAUUUCAAGAUUGUGUGUUAUUGCUAUUAGUUAUCUGAUAUUUGGACCCAGUUUCGUGUUGUAAUGGGGAAUUCUGAAGAACCUUAGACAAGAGUUCUUGUGAAAGGGGAUGGGGCCUUACCUCAGCAUUGCCUCCCCUUUGGAUCUGCUUUCCUUCCUGCCCCACUCUUUUUUAACUGGAAGGGAACAGCUGCUAUUCUGAACUUGCUCCAUCUAGUGGCAGAAGUUGGCCACUGCAGGUGCUGCUGCUCAGUUGCAUUAUUACUGUCACCCAUCAUCUGCUGCCACUCGAUGGAACUAAGUCAAUUUAAAGAUUAUAGAAAUUUAAGAAUUGGAAACUUUUUAAAUUCAUCUAUGGACAUAUAUAAAUACAUUAUAUUUUAUAUAUAAAUAUAAAAUAUAAUGGCACACUCUAGUUUGCAGGUUGAGUUUGGAGUCCAUAAUUCUCUACAUUUCAACUUGCACCUUUUUCUGGGUGGAAAGUAUCCGAAAGAAUCUAACUGUGGCUUAACCCUGGUUCUUACAGGCAUCAGUGCGUUGAUUUCCGGAAGAAUUCAGUCAAAUGUCAAUUUUGAGGAGUUUCAUGUAAUGUUUUCCUUUGUGACUAUUCCCACACUUUUAACACUGCUCACUUUCUGCACCUCAUCUCCACAGUACUGCUUUAGCACAACCUUGCCCCAAAAAUUAGCCAAAUGCUUAGUUAGUGUCAGAACCUUCCACUGUUUGUUCUGUGAAUGUCCUAUUUAAACUGCAGCUAGGUCUGAAGUAGCCAUCAAGUCAGUGGUCUCCAAUGUCUUUGCAGCUUGUUUCAUAAGACCUGGUGGCACAUUGUCAAUAUUGCACACUGCACCUUUUUUUUCAAUGGAUCUUUCCUCAAACUAUUAAGCUUUCCUACCACUUGCAAUUCCAACUUACUUAUAGUAAUGAGUUAUUCCACCUGUCAAUGGACUAACCAUCAUUUCCCUUGACUGUUCAGUGUUGCCAGACGUGACCACUGUCUUCAAUAAAAAACAGCUGUUUUGAGUGUUCAUGUAGAUGUAAAGCUAACAAAUUGAGGAAAGAACUCUGAGACACUUUUUCCUGAUUCAUGAGACUGGUGCUUUUUGCUGUGUAUAGCAAUUUGGCAGUUUUACAAUGCGAGGUGUGGUUGAGCUCUGUUGAACUGCAUGACAAGUUGCUGUGAUAUGGUGAGAUUUUUGUCAAUGCUAACCUUUGGAUAGCAGGUACUGGUGAUCACUGUGCACAGAGCAUGUUGUGGUGGUUGAGAUAUGCUGACCGAGACCCCUGCAGAAGAUACCAGAAAGUGUGCAUGGAAAGUACUUGCUCAGACUUUCAUGUUUGAAAUUAUCACUAAUUUCUGUCCACUGCCUGGGGAAAAUAGCAAAGUGCACACACCUAAGGUGCAAUUGGGUAAUUAGAUGUCAAUACAUGAAAAUAAAUCCCUCAUUCACUAGCACAAUUCUUAUCUGUCGAAAACUGGGCUUUUUCAUCUCAACAUCAAAACUUGUUUUUGUGAUCUCCCACUGUCCAUGUCAGUCAGGGGCUGGGAAAAAUUGGCCUUCUGUUCCACUUGAGUCCUAUCUUAGCUGCAUUUCUGAAAAAUCACUACAAUUUUAAGUGAAAUUACUACUUUUUUUCUGGUUUGUUCAAAGUUGACUUAAAUUCUUGCUGGGUUUUUUUUAGAAAAUGGGCUGAAGAAAUCUUGCAUUCUGUGUGAUCAGGAGGCAAUGCUGAAUGGGAGUGGCUCUGGAGAAACAAAGCUAUAUAGUCUCUCAGUGCAGGAUAGAUGAUGGCGUCUGAGGAACUAGUAACCACUUCCAUCCUGGCUCCCUUGAUAUUGUGUCCAGUAAACAGCCUUGAUUAAUCACUGCUUUGUAUGUAGACUACUGUAACGGAUCGAUUUGCAACAGCUUGUACCACUGUGGAAAACGAGUUUAUUUGCUGAUGGCUGCUUUAAAAAAAACACUGAUAAAAGACAUGUCACAACUGAAAAUAAAUAACACAGUAGUCCUGAAUUUUUCACCUAGUCCAUGCACUAAGUCACAAUAAAGAGGUAACUGUUUCUUUAGACUUAAAUGGAAGAAUCCAAGUUCAAAUAUGAUGUAUUUUCCUACAAUCUAGAAAUGAUACUUCACUGUAGUAACAACCCAAAAUCUGAACACUGGUUCAGAGUAAGGAAUGUAUUGGGGAUUACUUGCUGAGGUUGCAAAACCUUGACGUAUAGUUAAUUAUUUUACAAGUUGAAAUUGUAUUAAAUGUUUUGCUUGCAAUAUCCUCUGAUAUAUUUUGAUUAUGACAAUAAUCAAAAGACUAUAUUAAAAAUGCCAUUCUUUAACUAUGACCUCCUGUUCAUACCCCUUUUUUUUCACUUCCUAAACUGACUGUAUUUGGAUUUUAAACUAGUGGCAUGUGGUUUAGUCUAUUUACAUGAAGGGAUUUAAUCAUUUUAACUGGUUCAAUCUUGUUAGAAGUGUGAUUUUAAACCAAUAUGUCUCUCAGUAGAUGACAGAAGGCCUCCUGAAAUAUUAAAGCUUGCUUAUAUUAUGCAAUUCACAAGAGAGGAAAACCAUACUAAACCAUUUAGUGUAGCAGAAUCAAAUUUUUUUUUUAAAAACUUUUUAAUUUAGUUUGAAAGUGAUUGAAAGUAGAUGCAUGAAUAGUUUAUCUCAGAAAAAGGAGUUAGUUCAGUCUCCUCCCUGUUUCGAUCCUACCUGGAAUUUACAUCAGUGACUAAGCUAUUUUUGGUUGCGUGUUCUAAGGUGGUCUUUGGUUUGAUAAUUUCUGAAUGAUUUAUAUUCUUGUGAAUUGCUUUAGUAUAUUUUGUUAUACUACUGGUGCCACAUAAAUGCAAGUUGUUGUUUGUAUUUUGGGCACCAGUUUCGUAAAAUGGGAUUUGACAAAUAAAAUGAUUGAAGUUAGAACUUUUCUGCUAACAAAGUUGGAAUGGAGUUCUCUUUAACAUUUGAGUGGAUAAACUUAUCUCAAGGGGUGAACUUGUGUAGCAUCACAAAACAUAGUGUUUUUCGUUCACAUAAAGCCUGUACGUGAUGCUAUUUCAAAUGUUGACAUUGUUAUGAUUCUCUUUAUUGGAAAAUAAUUCUAAGAAAUCCAUUCCAGGCUGUUUCAGAUAUUGUAUUCAAUCUGUUGCAAAUUAAACUUUAACUUAUUUUA